Messenger RNA from Adineta steineri, 1560 nucleotides. Lineage: Eukaryota; Metazoa; Rotifera; Eurotatoria; Adinetida; Adinetidae. The record is from the annotation of a GenBank genome assembly.
AUGGCUAAUACUAUAGUAAAUAGUAUCGAAGAUUUCGAUAAUUCCAGACAAAAAUUAUUUAAAUUGAAGUGGUUUGUUGUGAGUCUUGGUAUUAUCACUAGUCUUUUUAUUAUUGCGACAAUUGUAUUAGCUAUUCUAUUUGGUAUCGAACGAAAUAAAACAAAACCUGAUUCAUUAUUUGUAGUAAAUAAUACAAAACCUGACCCAUUAUUUAUAGUAAAUAAUACAGAUGGAAUUUGUUCAAGUUCAUAUUGUAUCAAAGCAGCGAAUACGUUUCUUGAGAGUAUCGAUGAAACAGUGGAUCCAUGCGAAAAUUUCUAUCAAUUUACUUGUGGUACAUGGAUUAAAAAUACACGAAUACCAGAAGAUAGUAGUGAUCGAAAUAGAUUCGAAACGUUACAAACUGAAGUUACUUAUGAUGUUAUAGAUAUUCUUUCAACAUCAUCAUCCACUAAUGAUACUAUCUCUGUUAUCAAUGCUCGUAAAUUAUAUGCAUCAUGUAUCGAUGAAGAAACUAUUGAAAAAAAUGAUGUCAAUGAAAUACUCUCAUUGAUUGAUAGAGAAUUCGGUGGUUGGCCAAUUUUACAAGAAUCAAUAUGGAAUGAAUCAAAAUUUGAUUUAAUUCAUUUAUCAGUUAAACUAAGCCAAUACAAAAGCUUUCCAUUAUUUUAUGUGCUCACUGAUACUGAUGAGAAAAAUUCUUCUAUGAAUUGUAUCUAUAUGGGUCAAGGUAGUCUCGGUCUAUUCGAUCGUAGUUAUUAUAUCAAUGAAAGUGAAAUCACACGAAGUUAUCGACAAUUUAUCAAAGGAAUAGCAAUGGCAUUUACUAAUAAUUCAUCAAUAAAUGAUACUGAUGUCGACGAAAUAUUCGAUUUUGAAAAAGCCAUUGCUGAAAAUUUCUUGAAUACAGCCGGACAACAUGAAGGUCUAUUUAAUCGUACAAAUUUCGGUAAUCUCUCAACUUUAAUGAAUACAUCAUUUGAUUUUACUGAUUAUCUUCAACGUGCUUAUCUUCUUGGAAAUGUUACUCUCAAUAAUACAGAUAUAAUCAAUAUUGGUGAAUUGAAAGUUUUGCGUAAUAUCUCGAUGAUUAUUAAACAAAAUUCACCCCGUACAAUUCAGAAUUAUUUAAUAUGGCGUUUUAUUAUCAAUCAAAUUGGUCAUAUGCCAAAACGAUUUCGAGUGAUUCAACAACAAUUUUAUAGAAUAUUUAUAGGUACUGCAAUUGAAAAACCUCGUCCAAUUAAAUGUGCAAAUUAUGUAAAUAGUAAUAUGGGAAUGGUAGUAUCAAGACUUUAUAUUAUGAAAAAAUUUGAUAAAUAUUCACGUCAAGAGUCUAUGGAUAUGAUCAAAAAUAUUCAAAAUGAAUUUACUAACAUGAUUAAUCAAUCAGAUUGGAUGGAUCCUUCUUCGAAAACUGUUGCCAUAGAAAAAGUUCAACUUGUUCAGCAAAGAGUUGGUUAUCCUGAUGGACUAGAUAGUGAUAAUAUAACAAAUCUUAACAAAAUUAUGCAUCAGUAUGUUAUGAAAAAAAAGAAAUUACUUCUUACUAAUUCAUAA